GAGGUCGUAUUCAUGGAACUAUGAACCUGGACUCGUUGUCUUUUACUUUGUCACAGAUCAGUUAUUUGGUUGCGAAUUUGAGUAAGAAAAAUUUCGAGGACAGCUGCCGGGAGAUAUCGGGCUUGGUGCAGUGGCAUGGUCUAGAGGCAGAACGACAUUUGUUCCGCUGUCUGUUCUCGAGCGUUGACUUUUCCAAGGGCGAGCCGUCAGAUUCGAGUGCGAAAGAUUAUUUCCAAGCGAAGCUGUUGAAACAGGAGUGCAACAGCUUAUUGAGCAAGCCUGCUUUUAUAUCUACUUUGUGCUUUGCUAUAGAUAAUCCUUUACAUCACCAAAAGUCACUGAAUCCCUCCCCCAAGUUUUUUGUCAAUUUGAAGAAAACACUUGGCCUGACCUUGGUACAGGAGGUUGCGUUUGCGAUUGCGUUGCAGCACUCGGAGAACGCUGAACGUCGUUCUUUAGCCUUGGAGCAUACUCAGAAGCAACUGCCUGAGCUGAUAAAGAAUUACAUAAACUCUGAGACGAGUAGCAAGCAUCACGAGGGUGGUUUGCACGACUCGUUGCCCCAGGUCCUUCAUCUGAUACUCAGCCAGGCUCUCCAUACUGCCAAUCCGUAUAAUCUACCUACGGAAACGAAAGAAAAGUUUCUUAAACAUUUACGACGCGACUUUCCCCGCGAACUGGUGCCAGUGGUGCUAGCACCAUUCCUGUAUCCGGAAGACGAGGAAACUCUGCAAUUCAACAUCGAGUUAAACAUGGCCGUCACUCAGAUGGAUAACAACACUCUUGUAGAGUUGAUUAUGGAAUUAGGAUAUAGCUUUACUAGUAGCAUAGAAGAAUGUCGAUCGUCGUUAACGGGUUUAGGCCCCAGGGAGAUAUCCCCAGCAUGUGUCGCUCGUGUGCUGUCACAAAUGGCACGUACCUGCAGCAAUCUCGACGAUGCUGGAGGCCUACAAACGUUUUGGGGCAACUCAACUGCCUCGCAGGACUCCAAUAAGGAGAAAUCAUCGGACAGUACCAUUCCCACAACAUGGAACAUUGAAAUAUUCGUUCUAACACUGAAAGAGAUACAAUCUACAUUGUCUUGGAACGAGGUCAUCGUGAAGUUAGAUCAUCCAGAGUUUAUGAUCAAGGACAGACAAAGCUUAAACUUACUGAUUACGGGUCUCAAGCUGGGCCUGCAACAUCAAGGAUAUCCGCCCGACAUGUUUCCCGUUGAGCUCCUGUAUCGGCACUGGGAAAAUAUAGACGGCCAAUUUUCUCUAAUUCAACAAAUUCUCAAGUGCCCGGACAUAUUUUGCUUCGCUGAUUAUCCGUAUCAUUCGGUGACGGUCGAUGUAUUAAAAGCGGCUCCCGAGGCCGAUAGCAAGGAAGGGCAAACGUGGCGAUCCUUGAACAUAGUCGAGUUGCUUUUACACAUGGCCGAAAGAGGCUUGUUCACUCCUGUACAGGAGAUCUUUAAAUGGCCGCUCCAACAUUGCCCGGACGUACUCAUCUUGGCAUUACUGCAGAUCAAUCCACCCUUCACAAUACUGAGGCAGGAGAUGUUCACUACGCUAUUGCCGAUCUUUCUUGGCAAUCAUCCGAAUUCUGCUGUGAUACUGCAUCAUGCGUGGCAUUCAAAUAAUACUAAGAUAAAGUCACUUAUAAUGCAUGCUAUGGCAGAAUGGUAUACGCGUGGUGAUCAUGAUCAAACGAGAUUAUCGCGAAUCUUGGAUGUCGCGCAAGAUUUGAAAGCGCUCUCCGCUUUACUUAAUUCGCAGUCGUUUCCAUUUGUCAUUGAUCUCGCCUGUUUGGCCUCUCGACGAGAGUAUCUAAAACUGGAAAAAUGGUUAACGGAUAAGAUCAGAGAUCACGGUGAAGUUUUUGUCGCUGCAUGUGUCAAGUUCCUACAACGACGAUGCCCUCAAGUCAUGGGCCCUGGUAUCAAGGAAGAUCCUACAGUUCCAAAGGCAAGCCAACUGCCGCAGGAAACACUCACUACAAUCUUGGCUUGCUUACAAGUUUGCGCCGGAAGUCUCUCCCAAGAACUCUCGGAGGUAAUAAUGACAAUGGUGCAGAAUUGCAGUCUAAUGCUGAGUAAGAGCACCAUGAACAGACCACCACCGCCAGGAGUCCUGAGACAUCGAGGAUUAGAACCGUUCAAUCCGGCAACUUUAGGAAGCCAAUUAUUUUCCUCAAAGCAAGUGGACUCUCUUGGAAAUCUUGGUUCAAGUCUUGCUUCCAUGGGUCUCGGCACGGGUCUUGGACCUCCAAGUAGCUCUGCGUUCAAUUUGCCCGGCGCGCUAGGUCCUCUGGUCUCGGCGCCCGGAUCUCCCUCACGACUCAUGGGACCUUCUCCAAGUCCAUUUCCUAUGUUGCCGUUAUCUUCGCAAUUACAUUCUGGUCCGGUUGGUACUCAGGGGCCGUCUGUCCUCCCGGGUGGUACAAUAGGUGGACUGGGACGCCUCGGACCGCCAGCUGGUAUUGAGAAAGCGAGAAUGCCGGAAACCCCCAAUUUGUUCCCAGACAUGGGACAAAAUGUCUCCAAAGAGGUCGAAGACGAAGCUAAUAGUUAUUUUCAACGUAUAUACAAUCAUCCACCGCAUCCGACUUUGUCGAUCGACGAGGUGCUCGACAUGUUGAAAAAAUUUCAAGACUCUGGUAUCAGACGGGAGAGAGAGGUGUUUAACUGUAUGCUGCGAAAUUUGUUCGAAGAAUACAGAUUUUUCCCUCAGUAUCCUGAAAAGGAAUUGCAAAUAACGGCACAAUUAUUCGGUGGAAUUAUCGAGAGAGGUCUUGUCAACAGUUACAUGACACUUGGAUUAGCACUGCGAUUCGUUCUUGAUGCGCUUAAAAAACCCGAGGGCAGCAAGAUGUAUUACUUUGGCAUAACGGCUUUGGAUCGAUUUAAAAGUCGUUUGAAGGAAUACCAAACGUACUGCGAACACGUUAGAACGAUCCCGCAUUUCAGCGAGUUCCCGCCUCACUUAGUGGAAUAUAUAGAAUAUGGGUUACAAGGACAGGAACCACCGUCGAGACCGCAGGGCUCGAAAACUCUGGCGGCAAUGCUGGCUCCGGUUACGACCCCGUACAAAACCAUGACUACAACUACCGUCACAACUAGCACUACACAAGCGAAACCGUCUACGACUCCGACUACGUCUCUCACGGCUAGAGCCUCUAUGCCCUCGGUCGCCAAUGCGACUAAUAUCGAUACGUUGCUCGUGGCAACAGACAAGGAGGAAAAAAUUACGACACCGCCGGAAGCCUUGCAGGACAAAACUGCUUUCAUCUUCAAUAAUCUCAGCCAGCUGAAUCUGCAACAGAAAUGUGAUGAGAUUCGUGAUAUUGUUACGGAAGAGUACUGGCCGUGGAUGGCACAGUACUUAGUAAUGAAGCGUGCCAGCAUAGAGUUGAACUUUCAUGCCCUGUACUCGAACUUUUUGGAUUGUAUAAAAUUACCUGAAGUGAAUAAAAUGGUCACGAGAGAAACAUUCCGAAAUAUCAAGGUUCUCUUACGAAGCGAUAAGGGAAUAGCUAACUUCUCUGACCGAUCGCUGUUGAAGAACUUGGGACACUGGCUCGGAAUGCUAACACUCGGCAGGAAUAAGCCUAUUUUACAGAUAGAUAUAGAUCUAAAAAGCUUACUCGUUGAAGCAUAUCACAAAGGGCAGCAAGAGCUCCUUUAUGUAGUACCUUUUGUUGCGAAAGUACUUGAGAGUUGUGCGAAAAGUCGUGUCUUCCGACCACCCAAUCCGUGGACCAUGGCAAUUAUGAACGUUCUAGCCGAACUACAUCAAGAACCUGACUUAAAACUGAAUUUGAAAUUCGAAAUAGAAGUACUUUGUAAGAAUCUAAGCAUCGAUGUUGGAGAGCUAAAGCCGGUCAUUUACUUGAAAGAUCCCGAAAAAUUGCGCAAUUUGGAAUAUCAGCUGUCGCAUCCGAACAAGAAAGCGGAGACGACUAACAAUCAACAGCAACCUCAGGGGCCUAUAGAGGAGUUGGUUGGGCCGACAACAAGCGGCACCAUCAAUCCUCAAACUGCGCCACCCGUGAAUACAACACCCUCGUUACCGGCUGGCCCACCCGAGCCACGAUUCAAUUACAUGGAUAUAUCUGUAACAGGCAUUGCUAAUAUAUCUCAACACAUUACUGCCAACAAUCAAUUACCUCUGUUCCAAACGCAUCCUCAUUUGAAACAAUUCAUUCGCCCGGCGGUUGAAAGAGCAAUUCAGGAGUGGAUCCAUCCUGUUGUAGAUAGGUCCAUUAAAAUUGCUCUUACAACCAGCGAGCAAAUUGUGAGGAAAGAUUUUGCGUUGGACCCGGAAGAUGUACGAAUGCGUACAGCUGCGCGUCACAUGGUGCGCAAUUUAACCGCUGGUAUGGCUAUGAUCACAUGUCGUGAUCAGAUCCUGGCAUCAAUUAGCACGAAUCUGAAACAAGCCUUUCUCACGGCGUUAAUCGGUACGACUCCGCAGCAGAAGGAACUUGUCGAACAAGCGGCGAGUGUAGUCGCUGCUGAUAACAUGGAACUCGCGUGUGCGUUCGUACAAAAGACCGCUAUUGAGAAAGCAAUACCCGAAAUGGACAAACGGCUGUUGAAUGAAAUUGAGCUGCGAAAAAUCGCCCGGCAAGAAGGGAAAAGAUACUGCGAUCCGAUUGUUAAGUAUCAAGCCGAGAGGAUGCCGGAGCAGAUAAGGCUGAAAAUGGGUGCCGUAACGCCUCAGCAAAUGGCAGUAUAUGAGGAAUUUUCAAGAAAUAUUCCAGGAUUCCUUCCGCUCUCCGAACGAGAUACGCAAGCGCUCUUUAUACCAAAACCUAUUUCUGAGGCUCCUAUCACCGCGUUCACACCCAAUUCUGCGGUGGCAGUCGCUACGGCGCAACAAGUAGCGGCCUACGCAACUGUAGCAGUUAGCAACGACGAAAUGGGCGCAAUGUUGGAGAAACUUGCGACGGAAGUCGAGGUCUUAUUGGCUGCCAUGGCACCCGUGGCACCACCACCGCAGCACGCUAUCCUUCACAGUCUUCUGGAAUCGAUCGUAGUCACGAGAAGAUCAAGAGACGCCAAUGCAGCUUUGGCAUUAUUAAAGAAAGCUGUCGAGGGUUUGCUAGACGGGCCCAUGUUCAACAGCGGCGUCAUCGAUACCGACAGUCUAAUACAACGCUACAGAGAAGUGCACUUACGGAUCUUGAAGUGUCUUCAAGAUCCGCGUGCAUACGGCAUGCAAUGGACGAACAAGAACGUGACUCGUUGUCUGAUCGAAUGCCGGGAGGACUACCGGUAUAAUUUCGAAGCCGUGGACUACCUCAUAAGAUCUCACUUGAUCAGUCUUCCCCAAUACGACUUAGCUAUAGCGCAAGCUAUAGACUCGGGAAACGUGUUGGCAACGGUGUUCGCCAUGCAGUUGGUUCAACUUUAUUUGAUUGACGAGAGGCAGGCGACUCAUGUCACCGAAACUGACUUGUACCACACGAUUGAGAUAUUGGCUCGAUUGUCGGUUCACCGAUCACUACCGGAAGGAAUCUCGGGCUUCAGAUUGACAAAUCUGGUCGAAUCAUUACGUGCCAAUGUUGAUUCCGGUGUGUUGGGAGACAGAGCUCCAGCAGGACCUACAGCGCACAUUCAUUCUGGAAUCCUGCAGGUGAGAGCUCGCGAUUUCGACGAUCCACCCGGACUGAUGGACAAGACGGAGUAUCUAUUACGCGAAUGGGUGCAAAUGCACCAUAAUCCGCAGUACGCGCGAGAUCCCACAAAAGCGUUUAGCAUAUUCGUCCAUCAGAUGAACAUCCACGGCAUCUUGAAAACCGACGACCUCAUCACGAGAUUCUUCAAGCUGAGCACACAAAUGUGCGUCGACCUUUGCUAUCGGACUCUUUCAGAAACUGGCUUAGCUCCCUCGAUUAUACGUGCGAAGUGCUUCCACUCGUUGGAUGCGUUCGUACGUCUCGUAGCAUUAUUGGUGAAACACUCGGGCGACGCUAGUAAUACCCAUACCAAGAUCAAUCUUUUGAAUAAGGUGCUUGGUAUCGUAGCCGGUGUGCUGCUCCAGGACCACGAAAUACGUGGCGCCGACUUCCAACAAUUGCCGUACCAUCGGAUCUUUAUCAUGCUCUUCUUGGAGUUGUGCGCGCCCGAACCGGUUCUAGAGGCCGUGAAUUUUCAAGUUCUAACCGCCUUUUGCCAUACCCUACACAUUCUGCGGCCAGCGAAAGCGUCGGGCUUCUGUUACGCCUGGCUAGAGUUGGUCUCGCACCGAGUCUUCAUCGGCCGCAUGCUGGCUAUCACGCCACAGCAGAAGGGCUGGGGGAUGUACGCGCAGCUCCUUAUCGAUCUGUUCAAGUACCUCGCACCCUAUCUUCGAAAUGCGGAGUUAGCAAAGCCUGUGACGAGUCUAUACAAAGGGACGCUACGUGUGUUGCUCGUGCUGCUACACGACUUUCCGGAGUUUCUUUGCGAUUAUCAUUAUGGAUUUUGCGAUGUGAUACCACCGAAUUGCAUACAAAUGAGAAAUUUGAUUUUAAGUGCGUUCCCAAGAAAUAUGCGACUACCUGAUCCGUUCACGCCGAAUCUGAAGGUUGAUAUGCUGCAGGAGAUAUCGCACGCUCCGCGUGUCCUUACCAAUUUCGCGUCUACGAUACAGCCAAAUUCCUUCAGGAAAGAGCUCGACUCUUAUCUGAAGGCUCGCGCGCCGGUCACCUUCCUGUCCGAACUCCGCAGCAAUUUGCAGGUGUCGCAAGAGGCCGGUGUGCGUUACAACAUUCAGCUGAUGAAUGCCCUCGUGCUCUACGUUGGCACGCAGGCUAUACAAUUUAUUCGCAGCAAGGGUCACACGCCUAACAUGUCUACCAUCGCGCACUCCGCGCACAUGGACAUCUUCCAGAAUUUGGCCGUCGAUCUGGAUACCGAAGGCCGUUAUUUGUUCCUGAACGCUAUAGCGAACCAGUUGCGGUAUCCUAACAGUCACACGCAUUACUUCAGUUGCACGAUUCUCUACCUAUUCGCUGAAGCGAACACAGAAGCGAUACAGGAGCAAAUUACAAGGGUUCUUUUGGAGAGACUGAUUGUGAACAGGCCACAUCCAUGGGGGCUUCUGAUUACCUUCAUCGAACUCAUAAAGAAUCCGACGUAUAAAUUCUGGUCGCACGAGUUCGUACAUUGCGCGCCGGAGAUCGAAAAAUUGUUCGAAUCCGUAGCUCGAUCGUGUAUGGUGCAGAAGCAAAUACCCACGGCGGAGACGGAGAUUCCAGAGUGAUAGAGCGUUUCACUCUUCAACUAUCGCAGUGUGUACAGUAAAAUGAAGGUAAUGACUGAAGGUACUGCGUGUAAAAAGUUGUUGAUGUAGCGAUAAAUCGCGCACCAUCGCGUUUAAAUUGUUGAGAUGGGCAGAUGCUGAAUAAUCGUAAAUAAGUGUGCAUCGAUUUAUAUAAUGUGUAAGUGAGACAAUUAUUACGUUAAUUAUUUUAAUAAGAAGGAAUACGUCGAUUAUAAGGGGAGCAAAACCUCAUACACCUCACUAAACGUGUCUUUCGGACAAUGUAUUUCACACUGUGUAUUAUAUAUAUAUAUAAACGACAUUGUACACAUGACACAAGUGUCAGUAUAUACAUAAUAAAGUGUAUCGUGGUGGAACAAAAGCUCAUGAAAAUUAACAAAUGGUGUUCAAACAAAAAGACGCAAUUACGAUGAGUAUUUCUCGCGCAUGCGUACGAUUUAUUGCAAAUUUGUAUUCCCGAAGGAAGGUGUAUAAGCAUUAGAAUAUGUUGUACAAUGCGAGACAGAUAUUUGUAGAGAGAGAUAUACGCUUUAGAAACUA
Messenger RNA from Temnothorax curvispinosus, 7793 nucleotides. It is a transcript of the gene Not1, whose product is annotated as CCR4-NOT transcription complex subunit 1. The transcript has 19 exons. Lineage: Eukaryota; Metazoa; Arthropoda; Insecta; Hymenoptera; Formicidae. Gene Ontology annotation, biological process: nuclear-transcribed mRNA catabolic process, deadenylation-dependent decay. Gene Ontology annotation, molecular function: molecular adaptor activity. Bases 21 to 7232 code for a protein of 2403 amino acids. The record is from RefSeq and is a predicted model, not a curated record. Gene Ontology annotation, cellular component: P-body; CCR4-NOT core complex.